AAAGAUGGCGGCGAUCGCGACGCGUCGUUGGCUCCGGUUCCGCUGCAAGCUUUGCCUGACCCUAGCGGGUCAGCGGGCAGGUCCGUGUGGACAGACUCCCAGUUGCAGAUUUUAUUCUGGAAGUGCAACCGUCCCAAAGGUUGAAGGAGCUAACAUAACAGGGAUUGAAGAAGUGGCCAUUCCGAAAAAGAAAACUUGGGAUAAAGUGGCUGUUCUUCAAGCACUUGCGUCCACAGUGAAUAGGGACAUCACAGCUGCCCCUUACGCAUUUCAGGAUGACCCUUAUCUCAUACCAACAUCCUCUGUGGAAUCUCGUUCAUUUUUAUUGGCAAAGAAGUCUGGGGAGAAUGCAGCAAAGUUUAUUAUUAAUUCCCAUCCCAAGUAUUUUCAGAAGGACAUAGCUGAACCUCAUAUACCGUGUUUAAUGCCUGAGUACUUUGAACCUCAGAUUGAAGAUAUAAGUGAAGCAGCCUUGAGGGAAAGAAUCAAACUCAAAAAAGUCAAAGCUUCUGUGGACAUGUUUGAUCAACUUUUGCAAGCAGGAACCACCGUAUCUUUGGAAACAAGUAAUAGUCUCUUGGAUUUGUUGUGUUACUAUGGUGACAAGGAGCCCUCAUCUGAUUAUCAUUUUCAGAAAAGUGAAAAAUCAGAAGAGUUGGAGGAGGCCGCGGAGGAAAAUGAUGAGAAAUCUAAGAAGGCUGAUCAUCAGUUUGGAGUCACAUGGAGGGCAAAAAACAAUGCUGAGAGAAUCUUCGCUCUAAUGCCAGAGAAAAACUCACACUCCUACUGCACAAUGAUCCGAGGAAUGGUGAAGCACCGAGCUCCUGUGCAGGCUUUAAACUUGUACACUGAAUUAUUAAACAACAGACUCCGUGCUGAUGUGUACACCUUCAACGCAUUGAUUGAAGCAACAGCAUUGAGUGUGAAUGAGAAUAUGGAGGACAAAUGGAAUAAUAUACUGGAGUUGCUAAAACAAAUGGCUGCACAGAAGGUGAAACCAAAUCUACAGACAUUUAAUACCAUUCUGAAAUGCCUCCGGAGAUUUCAUGCAUUUGGAAGAUUGCCAGCCUUACAGACCUUUCGUGAAAUGAAAGCCAUCGGAAUAGAACCCUCGCUUGCAACAUACCACUAUAUUAUUCAGCUGUUUUAUCACCAUGAAAACCCUUCAAAAGGAUCAUCGCUCAUAAUCUAUGACAUUAUGAACGAAUUAACAGGACAGAAAUUUUCCCCAAAGGACCCAGAUGACGAUAUGUUUUUUCAGUCAGCCAUGAGAGCUUGCUCGUUUCUCAGAGAUCUAGAACUUGCUUAUCAAGUACAUGGCCUUUUAAACACUGGAGACAACUGGAAAUUCAUUGGACCAGAUCAUCGGCGUAACUUCUAUUAUUCCAGGUUCUUCAGUUUGCUUUGUCUAAUGGAACAAAUUGAUGUCACGUUGAAGUGGUACAAGGACCUAAUACCUUCAGUAUUCUUUCCCCAUUCCCAAACUUUGAUAGACCUUCUCCAAGCAUUGGAUGUGGCCAACCGGCUAGAAAUGAUUCCUCAAAUUUGGAAAGAUAGUAAAGAAUAUGGUCACAUUUCUCGCAAUGACCUGAAAGAAGAGGUUCUGAUGCUCAUGGCAAGGGAUCAGCACCCACCAGAGCUUCAGGUGGCGUUUGCUGACUGUGCUGCAGAUAUCAAAUCCACUUACGAGAGCCAGGAUGCCAGACAGAUUGCUCCUGAGUGGCCAGCCAACUGUCUGAACUAUAUAGCUGUCCUCUUUUUAAGGGCUGGCAGAACGCAGGAAGCCUGGAAAAUGCUGGGGCUUUUCAAGAAGCAUAAUAAGAUCCCUGGAAAUGAGUUGUUGAAUGAGUUUAUGGACAGUGCAAAAGCAUCCAGCAGCCCUGCCCAGGCCAUUGAGAUAGUGAAGCUUGCAAGUGCCUUCAGCUUGCCUGUUUGUGAAGGCCUCACCCAGAGAGUGAUGGCUGACUUUGCAAUCAGCCAGGAACAAAAGGAAGCCCUGGGAAACCUAACCUCACUGACCAGUGAUAGCGACAGCGACAGUGACAGCAAUGAAGGCAAAUAAAAGUGGGCGAAUCAGGAGCAGCUGUGGCCUAGCAUAGUUGUUGUACUUAAACUUGAGAACUGACAUCUCUGUUCAACUGUCUUGUGAAGAAAACAAGAAUUCAGACUUGAACUUCAAAGAACAAUAGGUAUAGCAUGGACUAUUUAAAUUCCUAAUUUGAUACUUCGUGAGCCACCCAUUCAGGGUUGACCACUUAAACAGAAGCAGCACUACCAUUUUCUGUGGACACACACAGUGAGGACAUGGCUCCUGGCUUCAGCAUAAGCUCUGUGCAUGAGCAGUGUUUGUUCAGCCGACUUCACACUGCUGUCCAGUGUGGUUUGUCUUCCCGUCGUGGACUUGGCCUUCAUGGGCUGAUGCUGUGAUGCUGGUGCUUCCUCAGUCUUCGAGCAGGUGGCUAAAGGAGGUUUGCAAUACAUACAUCUCCAUUGAUACUGGAUCAGUAGCCCAAUUUAAGGGAUAUUGUAGAGGUGAGAAAUUUGCCAUUGUUGUUUAAUCAUUUCUAAGAUGCAUAGUGUUUGGGCUGCACGUAUGGGAAAAUGAAGGCUGUAAAUGCUGUAGUUAAGGUGCACUUGUACGUAUUCCCAUUACUUUUACAUAGCCUUUGUCCCCCCUCCCCACCCCGGCCCUGGGACUUGCAUGAAAGAGCUCCAUCUCCCUUGCUUCCCCCCCUGCCGUGUGCCAGCACCUUUAGUUGUACUCAGUGUACUACAAGUGGUCUGAAGUGAGGGCCGCUGGGCGCCUGAGUGGCUCAGUCAGUGAAGCGGCUGCUUUGGCUCGGGUCAUGAUCCCGGGGUCCUGGGAUCGAGUCCCGCAUCACGUUCCCUGCUCCGCGGGAAGCCUGCUUCUCCCUCUCCCUGCUGCUGCUCCUGCCUGUGCACUCGCUUGUGCUGUCACAUAAAUAAAAUCUUUUAAAAUAUAACAAAAUAAAGUGAGGACUGCUAGUCAAGAACCUCUACUACUACUGGCAUUUCUCUUACCACUGUGAAACCUCAGUACUGGAAGUGAGCAGGAACCUGCACAGUUUACAGGAGCAUUCUUGCCCUUCACCAGGGCUUCCGCAGGCUGCUUUGCUCAUUCCUGGUCCCGGAUAUUCUGAGGGGGCCCCAUGAGUUCCUCCCAGAUGAACAGCUUCAUCCUUACCCUACCAGGGCUGCCACUGAUGGGCUACUGUUUCGUACCCUUGUCGGUUACAUGUAUCUGUUUCGGUUCUUUCUGUCCUCUCUCUAGACCUGGACCCAGCCGUAUAUUCUCAGAACCCUAAGUAUUGGUUCAUGUUUUCUCCUAGAUUGCCGGUUUAAGACUUCUAAUUAAAGGACAAAGGGGGCAGGGAAAUGACAGUAAUGAGCUAUUAAGCAUUCACGUGCAUUAUUCCCUGACAUAACGAAGCAAAUGAACAAAAGGACAGUUAAGGCUGAUUAGCCUUUGAUCUUGGUUUACAACUUCCAGGGAGAACCUGGCUUCCUGGAAGUUUCUGUUCACUCUGCUCCUUCCCAUCUUUCCUACAGAUGCCUGCUCUCUUCUUGGCCAAGUACUCACUGCAAUCCUUAUAAAUGUGGUAUACUUCUCUCCUUGUCAGGCCCCAACUGAACCCUCACCUUAGUGCUUGGUAGCUACAGAGCUGAUAGGACAAAGUCCCAUCCGGGCUGAUGUCAUGAAAAUUUAUAAUGGAUUUCAAUGUAGUUCAGUUGUUUUAACUGCUGUAGUUACUGCAAAUACCCAGGCUAGGCAAAUAACUGCUUCAAAGUUUCAGAAAAUUAACCCUAUAGGACUGGUCUCCAUUCUCUCAAGAACGAGCUCAAGAGGGGGUAGGGUCAGAGGGAGAAGCAGACUCCCUGCAAAGCAGGGAGCUCGAUGCGGGACUUGAUCCCAGG
Neomonachus schauinslandi (Hawaiian monk seal) is the source of this 3936-nucleotide messenger RNA. RefSeq names its product pentatricopeptide repeat domain 3 (gene PTCD3). Gene Ontology annotation, biological process: mitochondrial translation. Gene Ontology annotation, molecular function: protein binding; rRNA binding; ribosomal small subunit binding. Gene Ontology annotation, cellular component: mitochondrion. Bases 5 to 2062 code for a protein of 685 amino acids. The record is from RefSeq and is a predicted model, not a curated record. The transcript is spliced from 24 exons. NCBI's taxonomy places the organism in Eukaryota, Metazoa, Chordata, Mammalia, Carnivora, Phocidae.